Apis cerana (Asiatic honeybee) is the source of this 1542-nucleotide messenger RNA. It is a transcript of the gene sea, whose product is annotated as mitochondrial citrate transporter scheggia. Gene Ontology annotation, cellular component: mitochondrion. Gene Ontology annotation, biological process: mitochondrial citrate transmembrane transport. The record is from RefSeq and is a predicted model, not a curated record. Gene Ontology annotation, molecular function: citrate secondary active transmembrane transporter activity. Lineage: Eukaryota; Metazoa; Arthropoda; Insecta; Hymenoptera; Apidae.
ACCUACGCGCAUCGAAAUGUACUGAGUCAGUAUGUAAUACUGACAUUAAUCGACUCAGUUCACAUUUGACGUCUAACAGAACGGACUUCUAGUAAUAAAAAAUAGAUUUAAAAGAUGGAUAUUAGUUUAUUAAUAUAUAAAUUAUUGCAACAAUCAAGUACAACUUCAACAUUCCAAAAUAAUCCAUUUCCUCAUAGACCUUGGCUUACUGAUACUGGAGUUGCUGCAGCGGUUGCCAAAGGCGGUGUCAAAGGAAUCGUAGCUGGAGGUAUUACUGGUGGUAUAGAAAUAUGUAUUACUUAUCCAACUGAAUAUGUAAAAACACAAUUACAGCUUGAUGCAAAAAGUGGAAUUGAUAAGCAAUAUACAGGAGCAUGGGAUUGUAUAACAAAGACUAUAAAAAAUCGUGGAUUUUUUGGUUUAUAUAGAGGUCUUUCAGUAUUACUUUAUGGUUCAAUACCAAAAUCAGCUGUACGCUUUGGUUCUUUUGAAAAGAUGAAAGAAUUAUUAGCAAGUCCAGAUGGAAAACUUACUAAAAAAAAUAGUUUUCUAGCAGGUUUAUGUGCUGGUACAGCUGAAGCUAUUUUUGCAGUUACUCCUAUGGAAACUAUUAAAGUAAAAUUCAUAAAUGAUCAACGAUCUCCUAAUCCAAAAUAUAGAGGAUUUCUUCAUGGAGUAGGAAUGAUCACAAGAGAAUAUGGUAUCAGAGGCAUAUAUCAAGGAUUAGUUCCUACAAUUUUAAAACAAUCAUCGAAUCAAGCAAUUAGAUUUUGUACUAUAGAAACAUUGAAAGAUUGGUAUAGAGGUGGAGAUAAAGAUGUAGUUAUCCCAAAAGUAGUUACUGGUAUUUUUGGUGCAAUUGCUGGGGCAUGUUCUGUUUUUGGAAACACUCCAAUUGAUGUUGUAAAAACCAGAAUGCAGGGCUUAGAAGCCUCAAAAUAUAAAAACAGUCUAGAUUGUGUGAGACAAAUAUGGAUGAAUGAAGGUCCAAUGGCAUUUUAUAAAGGAACUAUUCCAAGAUUAAGCAGAGUAUGUUUAGAUGUUGGCAUAACAUUUAUGAUUUAUGAUUCUUUCAAAGAAUUAUUUGAUCGAAUUUGGCCUUGAAAAUUAUUUAUUUUAUAAUUGCAUAUUUUAAAAUGUUACUGCAAAUGUAGUUUUCAUAAUGGCAUUAUUAUAUUGUUUUUUUUUUAUAUUUAUUUAAUAACAUGUCUGUAACAGUACAUGGUUAAAAUAUUUUUAUUUUAAACAAUAUAUAUCAAAAUUUAUAUAUAUAUUUUUUAUUAUAUUUAUUUUAAUGAUAACAUAAAAAUUAAAAAAAUAUAUUGAAGAUUUUCAAUUUUGAUAUUAAUUUUUUGUUAUUGAAAGCUACAUUUGUAUAAGCACAAAUUCCAUUAUAUAUAAAUACAUAUAUUUUUAUAUAAAUUUUUAUUUAAUAUGGAUGAUUUAUAUAGAGAAGAAAACAUGUGAAUUUAAUUCACAAUUUCAAUUUUAUUAAAAAAUAUUGUCUUUAUGUUGAUUAUAAAGAUUAGUUUAUAAAUUUUA